AUGCUCGAUGGGUCAAGCCCCCAGGCUGGUAAAAUCUGGAAGAAGGCUAACCUAACCUUCUCCUUUGAUGGCAAACGUAUGACUGAGACCUUCCUCAUUUGUAACACAGGGUCUCACGCCGCCAUCUUAGGGUUAAAAUGGUUGGAUGCCCACAAUCCGGAAAUUGACUGGAAUUCCCGUACACUGUCCUUCCCUCACACACCACCAGAACACGUGGCUAUUGCUGAAGAGGAGGAAGCUGACAAAGACCCACUUAAAGGAGUACCUCCCAAAUACCACCCAUACGCCAAGGUAUUUGGGGAAGAAGAAUUUAAUAAGCUUCCCCCUCACCGACAUUACGACAUAGGGAUUGAACUUACCAAAGAAGGCCCCUUAAACUCACCCCUAUAUAGCAUGACCAAUGCCGAGUCUGCCACACUCAAGGACUGGCUCAGGGACGAACUCAAGGCCGGAAAGAUCCGCCCCAGCAAAUCGUCAAUAAGUUCCCCUGUUAUGUUUGUGCCCAAAAAGGAUGGCUCCCGUCAACUUGUAGUGGACUAUUGUUGCCUGAACAACCGGACAAAGAAGAACGUCUACCCGUUACCCUGCCCAGAUGACCUCAUGGCCCAACUCCGUGGUGCCAAGAUCUUCACCAAACUAGACCUAAGGUGGGGUUACAAUAACGUCCGCGUUAAAGAAGGUGACAAAUGGAAAACGGCCUUCCAAACCAAGUACGGCCUCUACAAAUCCCUGGUCAUGACUUUUGGUCUGACAAACGCUCCUGCCGCUUUCCAGCACUUCAUGAAUGAACUAUUCAAGGAUUUACUGGACGUAUGCGUCAUCAUUUACCUUGAUGACAUCCUAAUCUAUUCUAAGGAUGACGCAUCUCACACGGAGCAUGUCCACAAGGUUCUGAAAAGGCUAAUGGGUAACCAGUUGUUUUGCAAAGCGUCAAAGUGUACCUUCCACGUCACAUCAGUGGAAUACCUUGGGAUAAUUGUCUCGGACAAAGGCUUUAGUCUGGAUAAACUCAAAAUCCAGGCAGUUCAAGAAUGGCCCACGCCCACCAAGGUUAAAGAGGUACAAUCCUUCCUCGGAUUUGCCAACUUCCUCUGCCAAUUUGUUGCCAACUUUAGUCACAUGGCCAGGCCACUACACAAUCUGGUCAAAAAGGAUACGGUAUGGAACUGGGGCCCCAAGGAACAGGAAGCUUUCCAGAACUUGAAAGAUUCAAUCACAAAAGCACCUGUACUUUGUCACGCAGAUCCCGCCAAACCCUAUUUCCUGGAAACAGACGCAUCCGGCGCAGCCUUGGGGUCCAUACUUAGCCAACGUCAAGAAGAUGGCCGGUUACACCCACUAGGUUUCCUUUCAGAGUCAUUUAAGGGAGCUGUUAAGAGUCGUGAAUUACUUGCGAUCAUCCGUUCCUUUGAAUACUGGCGCAUUUUCUUGGAAGGGACAGUUCACCCAAUCAUGGUCUUUACGGAUCACCGGAACCUAGAAUAUUGGAAGGAGUCAAGGACCUUUAACCGUUGUCACGCACGGUGGCACCUGUUACUAGCAGGAUACAAUUUCCAAAUUGUGUACCGCCCAGGUAAACAGUCCGGCAAACCAGACACCCUGUCCCGCCAAUCCAAUCAUGCCAAUGUUCCCCCUGCCAACCAAACCAUGCUACCAGAUCCUGUCUUUGCCAACGUUGCGCUAGUCCUGCCAGAAAAGGAGUUACAACGUCAGAUUGAGCAAUCCCUAGACCAAGACGAGUCCUUGGAGGAAAUCCUCCAAUUCCUUCAAAACGAAUCCAAGGCACCACCUUCCAUCAAAUGA
Molecule: messenger RNA, 1803 nt
Organism: Rhizoctonia solani
Lineage: Eukaryota; Fungi; Basidiomycota; Agaricomycetes; Cantharellales; Ceratobasidiaceae
Product: Retrotransposable element Tf2 protein
Exons: 2
Coding region: 1-1803 (600 amino acids)
Source: RefSeq, a predicted model, not a curated record